Messenger RNA from Dentiscutata erythropus, 726 nucleotides. The record is from the annotation of a GenBank genome assembly. Lineage: Eukaryota; Fungi; Glomeromycota; Glomeromycetes; Diversisporales; Gigasporaceae.
AUGUUUACGGGAAUAGUAGAACACAUGGGAGAGGUUGUAGAGAUCCAACAAUUGGAUCAUUCAGAUACUGGUGGUGAUGGUUGGUCAAUGAAAAUUGGGGACGCCGAGCCCGUACUAUCUGAUUGUAGGCUUGGCGACAGCAUUAGCAUUAAUGGUACUUGUUUAACGGUAACUGACUUUGGGACUGAAUGGUUCAAAGUUGGGCUUUCUCCUGAAACGCUUCGAAGAACCAACCUUGGUGAUUUGGUAAUCGGAAAUAAAGUAAAUCUAGAAAGAGCGCUUGCAGCCAACGUUAGAUUUGGUGGUCAUUUUGUACAAGGUCAUGUUGAUACAACAGGAGAAAUAAUUUCGAUGACUCCAGAAGGAAAUUCUCUUUGGAUCAAAAUUUCACCUUCGGAUCCUAAAUACCUUCGUUAUAUAAUCCCCAAGGGUUAUAUUUGCCUAGAUGGUACUUCAUUAACUGUUUGCGAAGUAAAUGAUGCAGAAAAUUGGUUUAAUAUUAUGUUAGUUGCAUAUACUCAAAGCCAUGUUACAAUGCCUUUGAAAAAAGUUUGUGAUAAGGUUAAUAUUGAAGUUGAUAUGUUGGGUAAAUAUGUAGAAAAAAUUGUUGAGCCUAUGCUUUUGGGGGAAACUAAUGGUGGUGGUUAUUUGGAUAAAUUAGUUACCAGCUAUUUGGAAAAAACAAUCUCCAAUAAAAACAACGUUAUUAAGAAGGAUGAAUCUUAA